Molecule: messenger RNA, 486 nt
Organism: Phycomyces blakesleeanus NRRL 1555(-)
Lineage: Eukaryota; Fungi; Mucoromycota; Mucoromycetes; Mucorales; Phycomycetaceae
Exons: 3
Coding region: 1-486 (161 amino acids)
Cellular component (GO): Golgi apparatus
Source: RefSeq, a predicted model, not a curated record
AUGUACCGGAUGUUUCAAUUCUUUGUCUUGUCCCUCAAGAUCGAUAUCUUUACCCAAUUUAUGGUAUCCGUCUUUUACCUCAUUCAAUUUGCGGCCAACAAGGGUCAGACCUGGGAAAUGAUCAUCCAGAUUGUGGUGACAGUUCUGAUGCUUCCGAUGUUUUACUUUGCUCGUACAGCAGGAAGUACAGAGAGCAAGUUGAGAAUGUCAAUUUUUAUUGCGUUUGAGACUAUUGUCCUUAUGCACUAUGCCUUGAUCUUACAACAGGCGAUUGAGGCUGACAAUGGCUGGUACACAUGGAUCAGUUUAGUAUGUCUUGGCAGUGCUCUUGACAUUGUUACUGUUGCACUUGGUAUUGUCUGUAUGACCAACUUUAACAAGGGUCUCAAGCCUCAUGUUCAACGUGGCCAGAAGAACAAGAUGAUGUACGAUGUAGAACUAAACAAGGACUUUUCAAAGACACCAUGGCAAAUCGAUGAUGAUUGA